CGAAAGUCCGCCCGCGUCCAACGCCCAGGCUCAGCGGCAGCUCCGCCCGGGAGUCGGACCAGCGCCCCAGAGUGGACCCUGGGCGCGGUCGGAAAAGCGUUAGCGCCCCGGGGCCACGACCCGGCUUGCUGGAAGGAAACUUGGGGACAUCUGUAAGGAGAGGAAUAGGAAGGACCCGAGGAGAAGCAGUAAAGGAGGGCGUUGUGGAUCCUUUGGAGCCAAGGACUGGAACUGACAUGCAAGACCUCUACCAACUGAGGGUUUCAUGAGCACACUCCUUUGCCAAGAUCUCCAUGAAUAGUCUUCACUGUGCAGUUGUGUCUUAGACAUUGUUUUACUUGUUGUCAUGAUCGUGCUUGGCUGGAUGCUUUUUGUUGGACUUGCGUGUUAUAUGGGCGCAUUUCCGGAGUUCAUGCCUCCAGCUCUGAAGUGGAAAGAGAAGUGGCCUGUUCAGGAGAACAAGACGCGACUGAGGAGCUGGACUUUGGAUGAAGACCCACAGCUCUGAGAACCAUGUGGAAGGGAUUUAAGUAUCCCCCAGGAGGGACCCCGGUGGAAAUAAGCAAAGAUGAUCCUGGUGAAGUAAUGCAGCUCUGAAGCUCACCUGACCAGCUGUACAGUUCCUGUUGUUGGUUUCACAUAAAGUAAUUGCACAUGAUUUUGUCACAUUUUAUGUAAAAAGUUACCGUACUUUUUAAGAUGAAGACUUGGUAUUCUGUUAGCUGGAAACAGGGAGAUGAAGGGUGGGGAGGUAGUUGGGGUGGAUGAAUGUGAUUGGGUCCCCUACAUUUCAGUCUCUAAGACUGACAUUAAGACUAAGAUACCUUAUUCAAUUUGCCCCCUAUUUUGUAUCCUUAAGGAUAGAAAUUCUCUAAAGUUCCUUAGAGCUAGUUCCCAAGUAUAGGCUUUCUCCCGCGUCCAGCAUUGAAAAAAUGUUACAGAAAAGGCUAUUACAGCAACUCUAAGCCUAUCCUUUGGGGAUACUUCUCUGUGGCCUUUUCACAGCUAUUAUCAAAAACCUAAGGCUUACACUGUGUGAGGAAAGGGCUGCAUUUUAAUAUUUGGUGCUUAAUUAUACAUUAUUUUAAUCCUUAUAAUAACCUUCUGGCUUGGCCACUGGCCUCAUUUAACAAAAUGGCAAAAAAAUGAAGUUGAGAGGUUCAGGAAUCUUACCAGCCCCACAGCUCUGGGUUGCAGAGUCAAGAUUAAGAUCCAGACCUUCUCCUUUCAUGUUUCUACGUGCCAAGGAAAAGAGCCAAACAAGAGCCUGGAAUAUCCAAGACCUUGGCUGUCUCUUGGCUCAAAUGCCUCCCUCACCUGAAUAGCCAAGAAGGUGGCUGAUGAUUCUUUUAGCAGUGACUGCUGCUAAUACAGGGCAGCACGCAUAGAAACAAAAGCCAACUGCUCAGUCUCAAUAUGAUUCAGUUUGAGUUUGAGACCAAGGAUGGAAACCUAAGUAUAAGACCCAUGCAGUUAUUCUGAGUGUUUGAGCCUUAGGAUAUUCCUCAUAAGCCCUGUAGAGGUGGUAUGGAAUUUUCUGACCCUGAGAGGGGAGUGGGGGGGAGGGGGGCGAACCUAAUAAGAGCAAGUACUUUUGAAACAAACUGUAUGGAACUUUUCCCAUUCUGUGGCUGCCUGGGGACAACUGAUAGUUCCAUUGUUCAGAAGGGCAUCCUUACCACCAAAGUAGAUCUUUUGGUUAUGCAGGUAACAUUUUGUUGAUGACUAUUUGGUACAUGUUUGCUAAACUAUUUUUAAGUGGCCCUGUGCACUGAAUGGAUUGCCCUUAUUUUUUAUGGAAAGAAACAUGAACUCAAAAUCCAUGAGCAACACUAUGUAAUCCUGACUCUAGGAUAGUAGCAUCUCUUAUAAUACUUCUUAUGUGACUGAGACCCAACGUAUCCCAUCCAGUUAAGUGCCUACAUUCUGGCUGCAUGGCUGUGCCCAUUUGCCUCAUAUAUUCCAAAGGAUUCAUCUUCUCAGUUAACUAUUUCAGGCUCUUUCUAUUAUAGGGGAUCAGAACCUGCUCAUUUUCUUGACAAGAAGAACUAUAUACCCAGUUCUUCUUCCCUCCAGUUUCCUGAAUAUACCUCCAAACAAUUCUAACUUGGGUGUCUGGUAGCAGACCAGCUCUCUUAAACUGGUGGGGGGCGGGGAGAGGUGUCAGUUGUGGGGACUGAGCAGACAUGAAUGUGUCAGGGAGAAUGAACAGAGGUGUGUGUGUGUGUAAGGAGGCAAACCCCAUCUCAAGUCUGAUGAGUCUACUGGAGGUUGUAGCUGGGAAAAUGUUCACGGUGAUGAAAGAGGGAAUAUCUGAGUUUUGGUAAAUAAAGGCAAACCAGUGAAAA
Molecule: messenger RNA, 2348 nt
Organism: Leptonychotes weddellii (Weddell seal)
Lineage: Eukaryota; Metazoa; Chordata; Mammalia; Carnivora; Phocidae
Gene: MISFA
Product: mitochondrial sheath formation associated
Source: RefSeq, a predicted model, not a curated record